Messenger RNA from Mesitornis unicolor (brown roatelo), 743 nucleotides. Its product is annotated as diacylglycerol kinase theta-like. The annotation marks the transcript as partial. Lineage: Eukaryota; Metazoa; Chordata; Aves; Mesitornithiformes; Mesitornithidae. The record is from RefSeq and is a predicted model, not a curated record. Gene Ontology annotation, biological process: lipid phosphorylation; diacylglycerol metabolic process; intracellular signal transduction. Gene Ontology annotation, molecular function: ATP-dependent diacylglycerol kinase activity. The transcript has 6 exons.
CAAAUGCAGUAUCUCUGAGUCAUGUUUAUCAAGCUCAAGGUGCUGUUGUACUUGAAAUUUCAUGCUUUUCUGAGGCUGAAAGAAUAUAUAUGCUAGUUAAAGAUACAACUGUCAGUGACAAGCCUCUGAAUGCCAUGGUGAUUCCUGAAGUUAUGGCUUCCAAGAUACCACAGAACUGCUGCCCACUUCUUGUGUUCGUGAAUCCAAAAAGUGGUGGGCUAAAAGGUCGGGAUCUGCUGUACAGUUUUAGAAAGCUGCUAAACCCACAUCAGGUCUUUGAACUUACCAAUGGUGGCCCACUGCCUGGGUUUCACACAUUCUCUAAAGUCCCAUCCUUCCGAGUGCUGGUGUGCGGAGGGGAUGGCACUGUCGGCUGGGUCCUGGGUGCGCUGGAGGAAAUCAGGCACAAGUUGGUCUGCUCAGAGCCAUCGGUGGCCAUCUUGCCCUUGGGAACAGGUAAUGACUUAGGGAGGGUCUUGCGCUGGGGAGCUGGCUACAGUGGGGAGGACCCCUACUCGAUUUUGGUUUCGGUGGAUGAGGCGGACGAUGUUCUUAUGGAUCGCUGGACAAUCCUUCUGGAUGCAGAAGAGCCAGCUGAAGGUGCAGAAAAUGGCGUUGCAGAGCCUGAGCCUCCGAAGAUUGUACAGAUGAACAAUUACUGUGGUCUUGGCAUUGACGCAGAGUUGAGCUUGGACUUUCAUCACGCCAGAGAAGAAGAACCAGGGAAAUUUAAUAGCAGGUAA